Molecule: messenger RNA, 1641 nt
Organism: Hypanus sabinus (Atlantic stingray)
Lineage: Eukaryota; Metazoa; Chordata; Chondrichthyes; Myliobatiformes; Dasyatidae
Product: protein LSM12-like
Exons: 5
Coding region: 54-698 (214 amino acids)
Molecular function (GO): RNA binding
Source: RefSeq, a predicted model, not a curated record
AGUCCAUCUUCCUCCUUGAAUGACAGACUGCCGGCCGCCUCCUCCCCUCGCGCAUGCGCAGGUCGGCUGAAAGGCUGCUGGGUAAGCGCUGCUGGCCCGGCAGUAACAAGAUGGCUGCUCCGGGAGAAUACUUUAGCGUCGGAAGCCAGGUUUCCUGUCUGACGUGCCUGGGCCAGCAGCUGCACGGGGAGGUGGUUGCCUUCGAUUACCAAUCCAAGAUGUUAACUUUAAAAUGUCCUUCCUCCAGUGGGAAGCCCAACCAUAAUGAUGUUCUACUGAUUAAUUUAGCUUAUGUUUCGGAUGUUAAAACAAUUAAUGAUCGCACAGAAACUCCACCACCCUUAGCUUCACUGAAUGUUAGCAAGCUUGCCAAUCGAGCACGGACAGAGAAGGAAGAGAAAUUAAGCCAAGCUUAUGCAAUUAGUGCCGGAGUCUCUCCAGAAGGCCAGCAGCUUUUUCAGACUAUCCAUAAGACCAUCAAGGAAUGUAAAUGGCAAGAGAAGAGCAUAAUUGUCAUGGACGAAGUUGUAAUUGUACCACCUUACCAAGUUGAGAACUGUAGAGGCAAAGAAGGAAGCGCAUUAAGUCACGUACGCAAAAUAGUUGAGAAACAUUUUAGAGAUUUGGAAAAUCAGAAGUUAAUGCAACAACGUUCACAAGCACAGCAAACACAGAAGGAAACUGCUUUGUCGUCCUGAGUGGCUUGGAUAGUCCUUUGCAGAGCCUGAUCGGGGAGGGAUGGGGAGUUUUUUUUUCCUGUGAUGGGGAGGGAGUAGUCCAUAUGUUCUCCAGAGAGAAUCUACAGUGAGCUGACAUUUCCACUUUGAGAAGAGAAUAGACUUUACAAAAAAAAAAGCAUACAAGACAACACAAUUGUAACUUGACUAACUAUAAAUUACCUUUUUUCUUUGUUAGCUUUUAAAAAAUAAAGUCAUAUUUUGUUAUUUUAUUUUUUACAUGUUCAUUUACUUUUCCUAUUGUCAUUACGUUCAUUUUAGGUAGAUCCUAAAUUGUUGUUAGUGACUUACACAACUUUACAAAUAUAUUUGUUAAAGUAACAAACCAGUUCAUCAUAGUAAUGGUGUUCUAACAAGGAAACCAAAGCAAGAAGGUAAUUUAAUUUGUUGUCCCAUGUAGGAGAGAUUUCAUUUUAAGUCCUUUUAUUUUUCCAGAAGCUUAUUCUCAGAAGGAAUAAGUCCAAUUGUUUUUUUUUAACGUCACUGAAAAGUCUUCCAGUGAAGAAUCGUUUAUUUGAUGAUGGAAGAUUUGGCUCAUAAGCUUAUCCUCUGACUGUGUACAGAAUCGGUUUGUCUUGCUAAGACAGUGCUUAUGGAGAGUGGCCAUUUUAAAGGAUAUAACUGUUCAUGCAGUUUUGCAUGUAUCUUGUACUGUACACUUCAUUAAAUUGGAAGAAAAGGUGUUGCCUGGUCUUUGCAUAAUAAAAUUAGGCAGUAACAGUCAUAAAGUCCUUUUUAUAGGCUGGUGAAGAAUCUAUGAUAAUGUAUAUUUUUAUUCACAGUCCCUGUCAGCACAACGCUAUAAUAUAAAUUGGAGGAAUUUAAAAAACAUUUUAAAGCUGAAUCUGUUAUUGUCUUAUUUUGAUUGAAAAUAUGAAAUUAAAGAGUACGAAGAAACGUGUAA